Ylistrum balloti is the source of this 519-nucleotide messenger RNA. RefSeq lists its product as uncharacterized. Bases 1 to 519 code for a protein of 172 amino acids. Lineage: Eukaryota; Metazoa; Mollusca; Bivalvia; Pectinida; Pectinidae. The record is from RefSeq and is a predicted model, not a curated record. The transcript has 3 exons.
AUGGGUUUCUCUGAAUCUUCAGUUCUCUUAAAAAUCGCUCUUGUUGUAUUACCUUUAGCGUUAAUACUUCACAUUGUUGGUUUAGCGACUCCGCAUUGGAGUUCACAUAGUGUUACAGAACAGGGCAUAACCAUUGGUGCGGUAGUAGGACUUUGGAAAGGAUGUUUAUCUGAAAACGGAGCAAGUCAGUGUACAAGCUACGAUGAUGUUCCUGGUUGGUUGAAUGGGUGCCGAGCGUUUGGUAUAAUCGGUGUGUUAGCUGUAGCUGCUGCGGCCAUCUUGGAAGCGUUGUGUACAAUAGCACUGUCUAAGGAUACACACAAGAUCGCCUUUAUUUUAUCAACAAUCACAGCCUUUGUUGGAGCUGGCAGUAUUAUCCUAUGUGCCAUCAUCUGGGCUGCAAAAGCAUCCGAUCUAUCUUCAACAGGAGACCUUGCGUGGUCGUUCGGACUCUCUAUUGCUGGAGGUGUUCUCGCCGGAUUAGGUGGAUUGCUAGUAUCUAUCAAUCUGUGCCAGUAA